GGCAGGUUUCACACUUGUUGAUUUUUUAUUCCUUCGCUUUAAAAAUAGUUACAUGACUUCAAUUAAUAAUAAGUGCCAUCCUUGAAGUGUAAACAAAUACAUAAAGUGAAUUAAGUGUAUAAAUCAACAGUUUUGAACUGAAUAACUGUUCCAAUUUCUUCGUUACAAGUCGUCCUUUAAAGUCAUUACAAUAAGUUUUCCUAAUAUAAGAACUUAAUAUUCCAUGAAACAAGUGAAUGGGAAGAAUUUGCGAAUUUCAUCACAAUCCACAACGGCAUAUAAUUUUGGCAAAGAUUUUUCCAAAGGCUGUACAUAUCUUAGGUCCUGCUAUAAAUUUCCAAAAUGAUUCAAAAUCACAGCGACAAUAAUGGUAGUAGCAACACCACUGUAUGUCCCGUUAAGAUUACAACUCAUUCAGAUACUACGACAAAUAUGAGAACUAAGGAACAACGUGACAUUAUGGAGGAAAAUAAACAUAUAACAUUGCAAUUUCACUCACAGGAAUUGCAACAGUUUUUAACCCAAUCUCGAGUCGAUAAUAGUUAUGGUAUUACAACCAAACAUCUUGACAUUUUCACUUCGGAAGCUAAUUCGGGAUACGAGCAGUUGAGUGAAUUGGAAAAUAUGAAACCGUUGCCAUUAACACCAGAAAAUUAUCCUAAUAGUGUUAUAACCAACGAAUAUUCUUGUAGCUCAAAUCAAACUAACAAGGACACAGCCAUGACGGAUAUCGUUCAAGUUUCCGAUACGUCCAAUUCUCCAGACGAACUGAACAAAGAGGAGGAUAUUAUACCAAGUGAUGAGCCUUAUCAAUAUCUACAAGAACUUAAUUCGGAUAAUCUCAUGCAGUUCAGUCAGCAAUCGGCCAUACAGGAGUUAAUCUUGAAACAGCAAUUGGAUGCUAAGCCGAAUUUGGACAUAUUACCCACAUUCGAGGAGCACGACAUUGGCGGCUACAAAUUCAACGUGCAAAUUGCUAGUAACACUCAAGCCAAGAAGAGUUGGAUGUACUCGCCCAAUCGCAAGAAGCUCUACAUACGUAUGAAUGAGAUAAUUUCGUUGGAGGCUGUGUAUGUGCCCAAGCUGCCGCUGCAACAGCUUCGCGUGCGUGUGCUCAUGAGCUUUAAGAAUGAAGUGAGUGAGCCAGUGGUGCGCUGUCAAAAUCAUCUCAGCAAGGAUACCGAGUCACAACAGAAGCGCCGUCACAGCUUGCUGCGCUGUGAAAAUCCUACUGCUGAGUAUUGCGGCACAGCCGAUGGCAAAAGCAUUAAUGAUCGUUUUUCGAUAUUAAUACCGCUGGGUCUCAGCGCCAUGCCAAAGAAUGACAGUUCCAUUUCGCAAACGAUCGCCAUCAAGUUCACUUGUCAGAAUUCCUGCAUUGGACGCCGAGAGACAAGCAUACUAUUUCUACUAGAGGGCAUGAGUGGUGAAAUACUCUCACAACGUGUGCUGGAUGUCAAGAUUUGUAGCUGCCCCAAGCGAGACUUCGAAACCGAUGAGCGCAACAGCACAGUUCCAUCCAAGCGUAAAUCGAGCGGAGAAAUGCCAAGUCGCACGACGAAAUUGAUGAAAAGCGCCAAUGACAGCAGCAAACAUCCAAAAGCCUUAAAAGAUGAGGACACCAGCAGUGAUUCGGAGAACAGUGAUAGCGGCAUUAGUAUUGCUCGCGAUGUAGACAUACAACCAACGCCAUGCGGUGGCUAUCGCCUCAUCAUUGAAUUCGAUAAGGAAAUGAUGCAGAAAGCUAUCGAAAACAUGAUUCAAGUGGUUGCGGUGAAGAUCUGCACUGAACCACAACAGGCUAAGCGUUACAAUAAAAUGUUUCGACGGCUAAGUCGAUACAGAGAAAAAUUGUAGAGAAAAUAAUUGUGACCUUAAUUUGUUGCGUAAAAAUGCCUUUACUAUGUAAAUAGUUAGUCAUAAGUUAAGUGAGGUUUUGUUUACUACGUCUAGAAUUGUACUUAGUUUGUGAGGUUUCGUUGUAAGAUUUUGUUUUAAACUUUGUUGUAAGAUCUUUUUUUGUAAGGUUAUGUUGCCUCCAUGUUUUUUUUCAUGUAACCAGCUAGUAGCGUGUAUGCAUUUAUUUUUCUGUGAAAUAUUUGGCACUACGCGUCUACACAUUACUCUUUCUUGUUUUUGUUUUUUAAUUGUAUGUAAUUUUGGUCUUUCGGAAAUAUUUCAAAUCCAGCUUUGAAAUGUUCUGCCUAAGCGCUUUAAUAUGUAUAAGUUUUAAGUGAUACUUUUUUUUUUUUGUUUUUA
Messenger RNA from Bactrocera latifrons, 2259 nucleotides. It is a transcript of the gene p53, whose product is annotated as cellular tumor antigen p53. Gene Ontology annotation, biological process: regulation of transcription by RNA polymerase II; apoptotic process. Gene Ontology annotation, cellular component: nucleus. The transcript is spliced from 12 exons. Bases 343 to 1857 code for a protein of 504 amino acids. Lineage: Eukaryota; Metazoa; Arthropoda; Insecta; Diptera; Tephritidae. Gene Ontology annotation, molecular function: RNA polymerase II cis-regulatory region sequence-specific DNA binding; DNA-binding transcription factor activity, RNA polymerase II-specific. The record is from RefSeq and is a predicted model, not a curated record.